This is a messenger RNA of Anopheles bellator, 660 nucleotides long. RefSeq names its product 37 kDa salivary gland allergen Aed a 2-like. The transcript has 3 exons. The coding region runs from base 64 to 570 and encodes 168 amino acids. NCBI's taxonomy places the organism in Eukaryota, Metazoa, Arthropoda, Insecta, Diptera, Culicidae. Gene Ontology annotation, biological process: sensory perception of smell. Gene Ontology annotation, molecular function: odorant binding. The record is from RefSeq and is a predicted model, not a curated record.
AAAGGACGAAAAUAAUAUAUAAAAGGACUUUUUCUAGAACCAACAGUGGAAAACAACCUGAACAUGCUGAAACAGUUAGCCCUUACCGUUGGACUGGUCUGGUGCUUGGUGUCAUUGGUACAGGCCGAACCGCAAACUGUUGAAGAAUGUGAGAAAAAUAUUCCCGCUUCGUUGAAGAAUCGCGUUUGCGAGCUGCGCCAGUACAAAACGGAUGCCAGCCCGGACAUGGACAAGCAUAUGCAGUGCGUACUGCGGGUGACCGGUUUCGUCGAUGAAGCUGGAGAAGUUGAGUUCCAAGAGCUGCGCGGUUUGCUGGAAAUCGUUCAACCGGGCGGUAAGCACGUGGAAAACAUUAAAAAGUGCGUCGCGGAAUCGUCAAAGGUGGGCGCCAGUAAGAAGGCCAACACGUUCUACACAUGCUUCCUGCAAACGGACUCGGAAUCGGGCUUUAAGCAAGCGGUUGACUACUCAGAGUUGGUUCGCGCUGGGAAGCUAAAGGCUAACACACCGUACAACCGCGCCCAAGUCACCAAGCUGAUCAAGGAAAUCGAUGACGGUCUGUGUUCGUAGUGAUCUCGUAGUGCUUGAAAACCGCCGAUCUGAUUUGCGACAGUAAAAUUUAAAUGGAUACUAAAUAACAAUAAACACACCCAUUAUCUC